This is a messenger RNA of Ceraceosorus guamensis, 243 nucleotides long. RefSeq lists its product as hypothetical. The record is from RefSeq and is a predicted model, not a curated record. The transcript is spliced from 4 exons. The coding region runs from base 1 to 243 and encodes 80 amino acids. NCBI's taxonomy places the organism in Eukaryota, Fungi, Basidiomycota, Exobasidiomycetes, Ceraceosorales, Ceraceosoraceae.
AUGUCGGCAAUCGGAUCCAUCUUUCGCCCUUUCCAAGCCACCUACAGGUACAUGCAAUGGGCAGCUCACGAGAAGCCAGAGAUCUUCUUUAGUGUUCUGAUCGGGAGCGUUGGUCCCGUCUUGGUUGUUACAGUGCCCCCUUUGAGGAGACGCUAUGGUUACAUUCCGGCCGAGCCCAUUCCUUCCAGCUUCCCAGUCCCACAACGGGCAAGAGAAGAGGUGACGGAGUACGACGAUGAGUAG